AUGUCGCGUGCGGCACAGUCGACCAACCACCAGCAAGAUCCCAGCGGCUACCGUAAGAACGCUCCAAUUACCACUUCGUCGGCCUGGAACUACAGUAUGCCGAGCGGUUACCCAGCAUUCGUCUCUUUGAAGCCCAGCUUUCCAUACAUCAUCCUCUACACCAUGAAGUGCUUCUUUGCCAUUGCAUCUGUUCUGGUCUUCGCCAUGGCGGCACCCACCCCGCAACCUCAACUCCCAGACAGCAAUGCAAAUGCCAUUGCUCACAUCCGUCUCAUAGGGGACGCAAACCAACAUUACUCUAUCGGUCACACACAAGCACCAUCAGCACAAAGCGGCAGCAUCAUCUCCGUCUUAGUUGGACAGUCGAUCGACUUCAGCUCCAAUGCACCUCGGUUACAGGAAAUCGAGAUCUCGCGGAUAUCUCAAGGAGAAAGUCUCGAAGGGGUGGCUGUCUCGGAGAACGAUGGAAGUGUGAUAUGCAAGGCGUUGAUCAAGGGAUCAAGCGAUGGUCCGACGUUCUCGGUGAAGGAUGUAGGGGUAUUGUUGGACGAGGGGAGGACAGUGAAGCUGACUGGGCUGGCAUGUUGGGUCGAGCCUAAGGGAAGUGCCGAGGAUUGA
Cucurbitaria berberidis CBS 394.84 is the source of this 618-nucleotide messenger RNA. RefSeq lists its product as uncharacterized. The transcript is spliced from 2 exons. Lineage: Eukaryota; Fungi; Ascomycota; Dothideomycetes; Pleosporales; Cucurbitariaceae. The record is from RefSeq and is a predicted model, not a curated record. The coding region runs from base 1 to 618 and encodes 205 amino acids.